CCGCACGUGAUACCGUGUUAAGUUCGCGUCGGUCGAUCUUUCGGGCCAAAUCACCAAUAAUUUGUUGGAAAGCAUGGGAUUGUGGCUGUGAUGCCUCAAUGGGUAGGUUCGGCUUCUCUGUCUCUGCACUUCUAUAUAACUAUGGUAUUUCCCAAUUCCUCUCUUUCAUUCUUCAAUUGAAGUCCUUUUCACAAUAGGAACACCUCUGUCUGUUACUAUUAACCCCAAACUCUUCCUUUCUCGUCCGCAAUGGCUGCCACAAACUUGAUAGACCGAUAUCUGGCUCUGCCAGGAGAGCUUCAAUCAAUGAUUCUCUCUUUCUGCACAAACAAUGAUUUGGUCUGCCUUAGUCUUGCCAACAAAAACCUCCAUUCCCUCUUCGCCACUCCCAAAUCAGCGCCCCUUUUCACCAACGAGAUCCUCGCUUCGCCCGGCCACUUAUCACUUCUGCCCACCUCCCACCCAUGCUACAGAUACCCGUGGGCGGAUUACAGCGCCCGCCCCUUCAACGGCUUCUACGAGAACUUGUGCAGGGCCAGCGAGUGCUACCACGAUGAAAAACUCGACUGUGAGUUAUGGCGCCGCUUGCGUGACUGGAUGCCAAAUAACACACGCUACUGCGGCGGAUGCCGCCGCUUUACGAAGCGUGAUAAGAGGCGGCGGAAAGGAGCUUGCAAAUGUACGCGCCCGGCCCGUCGGUCGACGGACAACAAUUGGACCUACAAGAAGUACCGAGGCUUCCACAGGAACUUCUGGAAACUUCACUACACCGAGGCGAACCUGGCGAAGGUGAUACGGCGGUACACCGAGCCGCGGAUGAACAGAUCUCCGUAUGGACUAAGAGAACGUACGAAGCCGUCUCAGAAGCUGCUGGAGCACACGAGCAACCAUCAGUAUACCCAAGACUCGACGGGCGUGUGGUGCAAGACCGAUUUCACCUGAGCUUGCUGAUCGUCAGCUGUACUAUUAUAUACCCAGUGCCCAUGGGGGUGAUGACGACGACAUGAUUUCACGAACUGACGAUCGGUAUGACGGAGAAUACAUGAGGGACUUUAUCUGCAUAUUAUUACCCUAUUUUUGUCUGCUUUAUAGCGCAUUACAAGCAUAGCAUAGCGACUUGCAUUUAUCAAAAUCCACAUUUACUGUACCA
Molecule: messenger RNA, 1150 nt
Organism: Pseudogymnoascus destructans
Lineage: Eukaryota; Fungi; Ascomycota; Leotiomycetes; Thelebolales; Thelebolaceae
Exons: 3
Coding region: 250-942 (230 amino acids)
Source: RefSeq, a predicted model, not a curated record